AUGAAAUUCGAGAACUUAAAAGCAACUCGAAGUGGGAAUAAAGUAUGGAAAGAUUCGUGUGGUCCAGCAUGGUUUAAUCUUCUUCGUGGAUUGAAUAGCAAGGAAAUGCUUCAAAAAUUGUCCUUAGAUGAACCUUUAGUUAUGCAUUACUUGCUUUAUCUAGCAGGAUGCAGGUAA
This is a messenger RNA of Meloidogyne enterolobii, 177 nucleotides long. NCBI's taxonomy places the organism in Eukaryota, Metazoa, Nematoda, Chromadorea, Rhabditida, Meloidogynidae. The record is from the annotation of a GenBank genome assembly.